AUGACUGCACCUCCGUUCAUCCAAUUGAAGAAUGGUGGAGGUCAGCGGCCGCCGCCUCCCCCCCAACCAGCACGGCAAGGAUACCCUCCGCCAGCAGGAGGACAGAGACCAAUGCCGUCCAAUCUACCACCUUCGCACCAUAAUGCAGGGUUUCGAGGCCCAAUGCAGCCCCAGAUUGUUCAAAACAUGUUUCCACCAGGUCUACCCAGAGCUGAACUACCAGUGGAGCUGCGCCUCAAUCGACCAGUAAUACAGGUUUCUGAUAUCAACCAGCGCUUCUUGUCCGAAGAUGAUAUGCGCGUACAAUGUACUGAGUACUUGCCCGUUCGUUUCGAAAAGGUUCAGAGCCAUGACCUCUACGACGACAAUGGCCAGCUUGUGCAGCCCAACUGGGACAAGGCAGUAUGCACACAAGUGCAGGGUAUGUCGAUAAAGGAUAUCACCAAAGAGAUACGAUGGUUAGAUAUGAAUACGCAUGAUGUUGUAUCGAAAAAGGCGACUUUACCACCGGCACUGCUUCGCCAGCUCGAUGUCGCCAUGGACGAUCUCAUCAAGGCAGACUAUGACACUGCCAACUACGUGUGGACUUUAGCACAGAUUGACCAACAACUCAAGAAGGUUGACACGCACACAACGGUGUACCAUCAUACAGUGCCUCGAGGCCACAAAUCACUUAACUCGAAACACCACCACUCGAGCAAGAAGAGGAGAUAUUCCACUUCAGGGAAACCAAAGAAGAAGUGCAUGGAAAGGGUUACACUCACGGCAUACUUCAAACGUUCACCACGACCUCAGGCACCAAUCCGACAACUUUACGAGGCUAAAGAGAGGGCACGGGCUAUGACACAAGGUGGAGGAGCACCGAUGGGUGUAGGCCCUCCAGGAUUCCCACCUGCGCCAGGCGGUCCCCCAAAUGUUCCGCUCAGAUGGCCCGCUCCGCCUCCAAACCCACAACCCCAGGGCGGCGGUGGACGCGGUGUGCCACAGAUGGCUCAGCCAGGUCAACGACCACCUGUGAAAGGGCGACCACCAGGGAAUGGGCGACCACCAGUUGCUGCCAACAUUGCAGCAGCCGGCCGAAAAAAGCAGAAAUCCUACAAGGAUUCAGAAUCGGACAGUGGUUCGGAGACUUCGUCCAGUUCUGGCUUCUCAAACAGCUCAAACUCAACAAACACUUCAGAAACCCAGUCAUCGCACUCUUACAAGAAACGUGGCCGCGGGCGAGACAGGAGCCAACAUCGCAAUCAUAACCAGCCGCGAGAAUCCAGCCGAGCCUAUGGUAUCGCCUCUCCGAAACAGCACAGCAGACAUGAGAGGAAUUAUAUACUCGACCCUGGCAGUCGAAUUCCUCCCCCAACGGCGCUGCAUGCAUUACCCGUAUUCACGGAAGAUCUUGACAGGGUCAGAGAUGAAGCAUUCCGUGCUGGACGUGCAGCUGAGGCGUACAGCCGACAAUCUCCACCUCCGCCGCCGCCACCGCCGCCGCCUGCGGUCACGACUUCAGCGAGUGAUAUAGACAGGCUCCAAGAGGAUGCCUAUAGAGCGGGAGCGCGCGAUGCUCGGGCUCGCGAUAUCGUGGACGAGUAUGAAAUCCAGCCCAGGCCGAGAUAUGGCCCUAGGAUCAUUCAACCUCCACGAAACAUUGUUCGGGCUGUUGAUCCCAGGUUCCUCCCUAAAGAAGCAUUGCACAGUAUGCGUUCUCCAGGUUACUCAGAUGAUGACCUACCACCCCUCGAGCGCCUUUCCAUGAAUGACCCUGAAAGGUUAUAUCACCAGCAACAGUCACGGCGCUAUUCAGCGUUUAAACCACGGAACUAUGACUUCAAUAGCGAUGUCAGUGUGGAUGACUACGACAAUGAUUUCGUUACAGAGAUCCGGGGACGGCCAUAUUCAGGACGGAGGCAUAUAGCAACCAAUGACUACAUAAGGCGGCGUGAGAUUCCUCGAGGGAUGGAUUUUGAGUGUAGCCCAGGGAAAUCUGAUGGCUACAUGAGGCAUUGCGAUUCAUCCCGUCCAAUGGAUUCGGGAUACGACCCAAGGCCGACUAACAAUGGGGUGGGGCAUCGCGAGGCUCACGGAAUGGGUGGUCUCAACAACGGACCGGGCACAAACCCUUUCAACCCUAGAUAUCCGCCAAGGAGAGGCUCGUUCGAGCGCCGUCGCGGAUAA
Molecule: messenger RNA, 2169 nt
Organism: Truncatella angustata
Lineage: Eukaryota; Fungi; Ascomycota; Sordariomycetes; Amphisphaeriales; Sporocadaceae
Exons: 1
Coding region: 1-2169 (722 amino acids)
Source: RefSeq, a predicted model, not a curated record